AUGCAGACACCCGCCAUCUCCGCCGUCACCAGCCAUACUACCACCACCAGGGCCAAUGACGAUAUCAUACUCGUUACCUGGGAAGAGAAUGAUCCGACAAAUCCUAUGAACUGGUCCAAAGCUAAGAAAUGGCGGACAACCAUUCUUCUUUGCUUCAUGUGCCUGUUCAUUGGCUUGGCAACUGCAGCUUUCUCCUCUGGCAUUGAAAGCAUGUGCGAAGAACUCGGCGUAGCCACUGAGGUUGGCCGAGUUGGCAUGUUCGUGUUCAACGCCUCAUUCGCCAUCGUUCCCAUGUUCCUCGGUCCCCUUUCCGAGUUCAUCGGCCGCAACCCCAUCUACCUCGGCUGUUAUGCCCUCUUCACCGUCUGGUUUAUCCCCAUCGCCCUCGCCAAAAACAUCGCUACCGUCAUCAUCGCCCGUCUUCUCUCUGGAUGUUUCGGAGCCGCUGGCACGACUAUCAUUCCAGGUACCUUGGCCGACAUCUGGAGCACUGAGGAGCGUGGUCUACCCGUCGCGUUGUUCAGUUUCGUCGCCGUCUUCGGUACGGUCGCGGCACCUCUCUACUCUGGUUUCAUCAACGAGACCAUCGGCUGGCGUUGGAUUGAAUGGGUUCAACUCAUCGCCAACGGCUGUCUCCUCGUCGUCGAACUUCUUUUCCUGCGUGAGACCCGUGGUGCCCUCGUCCUCGCAAAGCACGCCAAGAAGCUCCGCGCUGACACUGGUGAUGACCGCUACCGUGCUCCUUCCGAACUCGAAACCCAGUCGCUCGGUGAACUCCUCCACGCCUCCACCACUCGGGCCUUCAUCCUCCUCGUCCGCGAACCCGUCGUAUUCUUCUUCUCCCUCUGGCUCGCCUUUGCAUGGGCCAUCAUCUUUCUGUUCUUCUCCGUCAUCCCGCUCACGUUCCAGAACCAUCAUGGUUGGAGCCAGGGUGUCGCUGGCCUUCCGUACAUCUCGUCGAUCAUGGGCUGUUUCUUCGCGUUCGCUGCGAGUGUCCACCAGCAGAAGGUGUACGCCAGGAUUAGGGAGCAGAACGGUGGUGUUCCGAGCCCGGAGGCAAGGUUAUGGUGGAGUAGGGUCGGAGCUAUCCUUUUGCCCGUCUCGUUGUUCUGGUUCUCCUGGACUCAGUUCGCCAGCGUGCAUUGGAUCGUCCCCACCCUUUCGCUUUGCCCCAUGGUCUUCUCCAUCUACCUCAUCUUCGACGCUGUCCAAAACUAUCUUGCCGACGGCUAUGGCGAAUAUGCCUCUUCCGCUAUCUCCGCCCAGGGCUUCAUCCGUAACAUGCUCGCGGCGUCCUUCCCUCUAUACUCCACCCAGAUGUUCACCAACCUCGGAUACCAAUGGGGUGGAACUCUCUGUGCGCUCAUCGCCACCGUCAUGAUCCCUCUUCCCGUGAGUUUCUGUUCUUCUUCUUUUUCGACAAUCUCCCUCAGCUCUUCCAUAUCCCUCGUCAUCUGCGACCGUAUUCUGACUUCCGUUUGCUUCUUUAGUUCAUUCUUAUGA
Stereum hirsutum FP-91666 SS1 is the source of this 1503-nucleotide messenger RNA. RefSeq names its product MFS general substrate transporter. Gene Ontology annotation, biological process: transmembrane transport. The record is from RefSeq and is a predicted model, not a curated record. The transcript is spliced from 6 exons. Bases 1 to 1503 code for a protein of 500 amino acids. NCBI's taxonomy places the organism in Eukaryota, Fungi, Basidiomycota, Agaricomycetes, Russulales, Stereaceae. Gene Ontology annotation, molecular function: transmembrane transporter activity.